This is a messenger RNA of Penicillium chermesinum, 2304 nucleotides long. RefSeq names its product peptidase family M20/M25/M40 protein. NCBI's taxonomy places the organism in Eukaryota, Fungi, Ascomycota, Eurotiomycetes, Eurotiales, Aspergillaceae. The transcript is spliced from 3 exons. The record is from RefSeq and is a predicted model, not a curated record. Bases 1 to 2304 code for a protein of 767 amino acids.
AUGUCUGAAUCCGAUAUACCAGAGGCAAUUCCCUCCUUUGGAGAGCGCCGGGGUCACCGUCUUGCUCCUUUACAAACCAACUUCAGCCGCCCGGCGCCGCCAGUGCCAUUCCGACGUCAACAGCCGGAGCCAGCGCCAGCGCCUGUACCCAAAUCGCAGGCUUCCAAAUUACAACGACCCCGACCCAACGAAUCUCCAAGCCUCAAUGGCGAGGAAGCCUCACCCUUGAACCCAGUCAAGCACCAAUCGUCGAAGGGCAGUUUAAGAAGCUUGUUCAGCCGCGAGAAACCCCCUCGGCCGACCCCUUCGUCGGAUGGCAAGUUGGCAGAGAUAGACGAGGGCCAACUGGCGCAGGGAGCUGAGCCCGGACCAGAUGAAACACCACUUUCUCCCUCGAUCGCCAGUCCCCGCACCGCACGCUCCACUCCUUCCCUCGCCUCGCCGACGACGCCCCGCCCCCGGACCACCCUGAAAACUGCUCGACCGAGACCGGCAAAUACAAAGCCUGCUCCUCCAUCUCAGUAUGGCUGGAAACCGCCUGCUCUGUUCCAGGCAUACCCGCAAUCGACCAAGUCAGAAUGUCUCCCCGCACCCUCGAUCUCGGCAGACUCGAUCCUGCGACUCCAUGCCGGAAAGAAUGGCAAUGACCCCCAUACUCAAUUGGGAGAGGAGGAUGCGAAGAAGAGAGAGCAAAGAGAGCAGGAGCACUUGCGAACUCUCUCGGAUACUAUCAACAAGGUUGAGUGGACCAAGAAGAUCUAUGUGCUUGCGACAGCGGGCUACAUCCUGCAGUAUGCAGGGGAUGGGAAGCACGAUCGGCACCCGGAAAAAAUGCUCCAAUUGGGUCCACAAUCAGUGGCAUUUGCUAGUGAUGCUAUUCCGGCCCCCAAAGUCUCGUUUGGGCGGCUUGGCUUCCACCGCCCGAACGCGCGCAGGCUGGCGGGCAACUUUCUUUUAGUCCUGGAAGACCCGGACUCGAUGAUCUCCUGGCUCACUGCGAUUCGGGCUGAGAUCGAAAUUCGAGGAGGACCCCAUGUUCCAACGGAGAAGUUCUUCGACGAUGGCCUCGGCACUUUCGGGCCCAAGCCAGGUGUUAGGCAGGUGGUGAAGAAGGACCCGCAUCGGAUCUCAAGCUUAUUUCUUCAGCCUCAGGCCCAGAAUCUUCGCAUCCCGGAUGAUGAAGAGGAUGGUCGUUCUGUGGGUGGUACGAGCAUGACAUGGCAGUCGCGGCGAAGCUCGUUCGUUUCGGAUAGUCAUCGCUCCGCGGUGGAAUCACGAGCAGACUCCGUCUCGACGGCUUGGGGGGAGUCCAGCGGUGUAGCCAGUGGAUCUGAAGCUCUAAAUUCAUCUUUCGCUUCCUCAAUGACUUCGCCGACCUCGCCUCCUAUCCCGAAUGGCACGUCCAGCAAUGGUAUGCCUAUUGUGACACCAAAGGCCGAUGCCUUCCCCUCCAAUAUUGAUGGGGAAUAUCCUCAAAUUACACCUGCCAAUAGCCCGCCUGUCGGUCGAGGGAAACGUCAAUCUUUGUACGAGGCUAGCCCUCCCCCGACUAUUCCUCUUCCAGCACGCCCAGACGGUACACAGGGUACCGUACCACAACCCAACAUACCAGAAGCCUUUUCCCGAAGUACUUCGCCUACGACAAACAACUAUAGCGUGCCAUCAUUCAGCAGAAAAUUUAUUCCGCGUCAGGGCCUUGUUCCUGUGUCUUAUCCUGCAACAUCUGGAGGCGAAAUUGACGGGUUCAGCUUCACUUCCCCCCCCUCAGUCUCCCACACCCAGCAUAGCACAACUCGCCGUGUCCUGCGACCAUCGAACUCCGAGGAUGUGCUGUCAAGAACCAUUCGCUCAACGCAGAACAUGCAGUAUGCCUCACGGACUCCGCGGGCAAAGAUCUCUCAUGAGGUCAGUCCUCCGCCAUCUCGUCCACUGAGUUUGGUGGGUCGAUCUGGCUUGGGUAUCCAGACAGGUAAUGGCAUGCCACCUCAGAGUCCUCCGUCGGAGGUAGUCCCAGUACCGGCUCCGGUCCCUCGUCCCCGAGUCUCGACAGCGCACGAUGUACAAAAGGUGAUGCACCGGAAGAGCAUGCCUGGUCUGAACUUGGGACCUCCGAUCGCACCGCCCCCUAAUAUCCCGCUACCCAAGAUCCCCAUGGCCUCCACCCCCUCCUCACCCGCCAAUACCCUGGCCCCGUCUCAGCCCAAGGGGCCUGCUAGUGGUGUAGACCGAUUCUACCAAUCUGCAAACAUCCGGGACCAUGUCAUUGAUCGCCGGAAAAGCGGCUCGCUGCCAAAAUCCAAAUGA